CUUCCUUGCUCCCGCCCAAAUUUACUGAAGCUAUUCAAGUGAAAAUCAACUUCGAGACUUUUGCUUCUUUCAUUCCAAACUUGCAUCGAACUUUCCCCCGACAUGCCGAACAAAUGGCUCUGGACAAGAUCGAGGCGAGAGGAUGAAGAGAAGGAUUGCAGUUCAGUUGAGACUCUACUUCCCUCUUCAACUUCUUCGAUAGACGAGGAACGGGUAUCGAAAGAGUGGGCAUCGAGGACUCGGACCCCAUCAUGCACUUCACGGCGAUGGUGUGCUCUUAAUAUCAUCCUUUUCAUCUUCUCUUUGUCCAUCCUUGCGAACAGCUUGCACGAGAAACAUGUCGGAAUUCUUGAUAUACACAGUCUUUUGAAGAAGACAUCAUACUACUCUCCCGUCCUCGACAAGCUAGAGAUCGCAACCUUCGACCUCCAAGCGGACGGCGCACUCUUCGAAUCCGACCACCCCUCACGCUGGCGCAACGCUCGCAAACCAGACCCAGAGGUCGAAGCCGCCUGGGAAGAAUUCGACAGCAUCCGAACCUUCCCCAUCACUGCUGAUGAGGUCCGCAAACUAGGCAAGGACCCCGAACUCGCUGUCAAGUUCCCCGAAGAAUACGGCCUGGGAGCCGAAGCGUACGUCGCGCAGCUCGACAUCUUCCAUCAGAUCCACUGUCUAAAUCUGCUUCGACACUUGGCAUCGGCGGAAUAUGAUCGCGACCCGGAGCAUGGCAAACACCCAUUUUCGAUCUUCACUGGAUUUACGUGUCGCAUUGCACAGACAUACUUUGAUGCGAUUGUGGAGUGGCAGGAGGAACAUGCGUUGCCAUUGAUGAUGGGGAGGAAUAUCACGAGACCGGUGGAGGCGAAACAGAUCCCGGCGCCGGAUGCUUAUUAUGAGAUGUUUCCUGAGGAGAAUGUGUCGAUUCAUGAUAGGAGGUAGGUGUUGGGUAGAUCAAGGCUCUGAGUAUAAUGUGUAUGUUCAACCACCUUGUGUUUCUUUGCUGAGAAUUCUUUUGUUGAUGCUG
Mollisia scopiformis is the source of this 1024-nucleotide messenger RNA. RefSeq lists its product as uncharacterized. Bases 103 to 939 code for a protein of 278 amino acids. The record is from RefSeq and is a predicted model, not a curated record. NCBI's taxonomy places the organism in Eukaryota, Fungi, Ascomycota, Leotiomycetes, Helotiales, Mollisiaceae. Gene Ontology annotation, biological process: mycotoxin biosynthetic process. The transcript is spliced from 3 exons.